Gossypium arboreum is the source of this 2178-nucleotide messenger RNA. Its product is annotated as cysteine-rich receptor-like protein kinase 15. The transcript is spliced from 7 exons. The record is from RefSeq and is a predicted model, not a curated record. The coding region runs from base 33 to 2060 and encodes 675 amino acids. NCBI's taxonomy places the organism in Eukaryota, Viridiplantae, Streptophyta, Magnoliopsida, Malvales, Malvaceae. Gene Ontology annotation, biological process: protein phosphorylation. Gene Ontology annotation, molecular function: ATP binding; protein serine/threonine kinase activity.
UCAGUCUUAUGAUGCCAAGGUAAAAUAAGGAGAUGCCUUCUAUUACAAAACAUAGGCACAUCUCCACCAAUUUCAUAAACCUGGUGCUGUUACUAACAGUCCUUUCCUUGCUUAGCCCCGCAACUGAAGCUCAACAGCAUAGAAUUGGAAUCCCAUCCUGUCCAAACACCACCACUUUCACCAUAAACAGCACUUACCAAGCCAACCGUGAUACCCUUUUGUCUUCGCUAUCGUCUAAUGUUACCCGUGGCGUUUUUUUCUACAACACAACCGCAGGGAAUAGCUCUGACAUGGUAUACGGUCUUUUCCUCUGCCGUGCGGAUAUUUCUACCAGCGCCUGCCAAGCUUGUGUCACCUACGCCGCCACCCACAUUUCCCGACGUUGUCCCCUCGACAAGACGGCGGUGGUUUGGUACGAAGAAUGCUUCCUACGCUACUCGAACCGAAACAUCUUUUCGGUUGUGACUGAAACCCCUACAAUUUACUUCUUGAGCGGUAGGUCUUCGAUUGUGACUAUCUCCGAGGAAGACCGUUUCGAGAAGUUUGUUCUGAAGGUGAUCAAUGAAACUAUAGCCAUGGCGGAAAGUAGACCGGUAGGUGUUUCAAAAUACGUGACUAGAGUUGAGAAUAUAUCUAGUUUUCAAACACUGUACAUCAGGGUCGAUUGUACACCGGACUUAUCAGGUGCGGAUUGCGGUAGAUGUUUGCGACGAGCCAGAGCAUAUAUUCCGGCUGGACGGCAAGGUGGAAGAGCUUUCAAUCCAAGCUGUAGCGUCAGAUAUGAAUUUAACCCCUUCUUUAAUCUAACCGCGGUUGCAGCUCUUCCAGCUAAAGGGGGAGAGAAACAUAUCAAAUUAAACCGAAUUCGAAUACUCAUUACAAGUUUAUCGGUGAUAUUUGGGGUAGCUGUGGUUUUUAUCUCUGGUUUCUUUAUAUGGAGGAGGAGAAACAGUGAAGACAAAGAAAAUAUCCACGAAGUUCAACUGCUAGACUUGGAAAAUGAGCACUCAAAGGAAACUUUUAGUGGAGAAAAUUGGGAGAGGUCUCAAGAGUUUCCUUCUAUACAAUUGGAUAUUCUACAUGCAGCGACAAAUCAUUUUUCUGAUGAAAAUAAGCUCGGAGAGGGUGGAUUUGGUCCUGUAUACAAGGGUACACUAGCAAAUGGUAAAGAAAUUGCAGUUAAACGGCUGUCAAGAACUUCGGGUCAAGGGCUUGUUGAAUUCAAGAAUGAAGUCCUGUUAAUUGCUAGAUUACAACAUAAAAAUCUUGUGAGACUCUUAGGAUGCUGCUUAGAGAAAAAUGAAAAGUUGCUUAUAUAUGAAUUCAUGCCCAACAGAAGCCUAGACGUCUUCCUGUUCGAUUCAAAUUUGGCUACACAAUUGGAUUGGCAAAAACGGUUCAAUAUUAUUAAAGGAAUUGCCCGAGGUAUUAUGUACCUACAUGAAGAUUCUCGCCUCAGAAUUAUACACAGAGACCUUAAAGCUAGUAAUGUUUUACUAGAUCAUAAAAUGAAUCCGAAAAUUUCAGACUUUGGUAUGGCAAGAAUUUUUUGUGAAGAUAUAAACCAAGCAAACACCAAUAGAGUAGUCGGAACAUAUGGUUAUAUGGCUCCUGAAUAUGCUAUGGAAGGGCUCUUUUCUAUCAAAUCUGACGUUUUUAGUUUUGGAGUACUUUUGUUGGAGAUAAUAAGUGGAAAAAAGAACAAUGGUUUUCAUCUUGCAAAGCGUGGUGAAAGCUUGCUAACUUUUGCGUGGAAACUAUGGUCCAAGGGUGAAGGAAUAGAACUAAUAGAUCAACUUCUUGUCCCCUCGUGUGUGGCAUCUGAAGUGCUUAAAUGCAUUCAUAUUGGGUUAUUGUGCGUGCAGGAAGACCCAUCAGACAGACCAACCAUGUCAUCUGUGAUUUUCAUGUUGGCAAGCGAUGGUACCAUAAAGCUUCCUCAUCCAACUGAACCAGCAUUUUCUGUUGGACGUGUUGUUACAAAAUCAAUUGAACCCAUUUCAAGUGAGGAAGUCUUUUCAGUUAAUGAGAUUACAGUUUCUAAUUUCUCACCUCGCUAAUUUGAUCGUUGUUUUAGACAUUCAAGCUGAUGUAAAAGUUUUACAUUUUUAUUUUCUUGUCUAAACCAGCAAAUCUAAAUCCAAUUGAUGCAAUGCAUUUGAAAGGAAUUACUUCAAA